Molecule: messenger RNA, 1916 nt
Organism: Megalopta genalis
Lineage: Eukaryota; Metazoa; Arthropoda; Insecta; Hymenoptera; Halictidae
Source: RefSeq, a predicted model, not a curated record
AACACACUGCGAGGUUAGCGGCAACACGUUUGGCGGUAUUUCGUUAACUGACACGACAGAAAUGGCGCCCAACGCGCGGUGUCAUUAUUUCGAACUAACCUUUACGAUUGGUGGCCAUAGGUCGAAAUGCAUCUCGGGACUUUUCGUUGGAAUUCAAAAUGUACUCGAUUCUUAAUUGAAAUUCUAAAAAUAGCCGAUUAACGAUGCUAUCUUCACAACAUUCUCACAUAAAUUAAGGUUAAUCCUUUCACACGCACCAGGAUCAACAAUCUAGUGUACGAUAAAGGAUACAUUUAAGAAGUACAAAACAUUCUACAGUAACUCAAAAGUUGUCAAAAAGUAUACAGAACAUCAUGAGCAAUUCUGAUUUGUGUCACAAAACUCCUGAUUACAUACUCCUCGCGAAAACUCGGUUCAAGUUAACCUUAAAGGAGCACCAAGAUGACGAACAAUUGAAAAAUGAUUUCCUCGAGGCGGUGUUGCGCAAAAAUAUGAGCAAUUAUUACCAGGACGUAUGCAAGGAAUUGAAUUGGAACCUGAACGAGGAACUGCUCGAACAGAUGAAACAUGCGAACGAAAUUGCAUGGAAGGAACUUGAGUCUAACGAAAGCUCGGCUUUGGAUGAUUCAGCGAAGACGAACUGGCGGGAGAAGUUGAACUUUUUAUGCGAGAUCGGUGAUCUCGAUCGCGCCACGAACAUAGUCACCGUAGUAUUCGAGGAUCAGACGAAUUCGUCAAGCGUCAGGAUCGAGGCUGCGUUUUGUUUGUUCAGGUUGGCGUACGUCAGAAAUAAUUGUCGUUCGAUGGGAAAAAUCAUCGGCGAUAUAACAGACCUGAUGGAAUCGGUCUGCAGGUCCGGCAGCGACUGGUGUUGUCGUAACAAAUUGAAAGCGUACGAGGCUGUCUACUGUCUGGCAACUAGAAAUUUUCCUCGUGCCUGCAUGCUUCUGCUAGAAUGUACCCCCACUUUCGAAUCCUACGAGCUACUGUCUUUUAAGGAGGUCGUCGAAUACACGGUGCUGUCCGGAUUGAUCUCGUUACCGCGAUCCGAUCUUGACCGUCAGGUCAACAAUAAUGGAUUACUGCAACAGGCUUUGCUCACCGAGUCUCUCAGAUACAGGGACUAUUUCCUCUCCUUCUACGAUUGCCGCUACAAAGAGUUCUUCAAGAAUCUAGCGUGGAUAGAAACCGAACUGAAGGCCAACCCUCUGCUGCAUCCUCAUUACCGCUACUAUGUGAGAGAGAUGCGUGUGAAAGCUUACUCACAAUUGUUACAGGCAUACAGGACAAUCAAUUUGGACAGGAUGGCGACGGAAUUCGGGGUAACCGAAGAGUACGUCGAGCAAGAAGUCGCGCGUUUCAUCGCGAACGGUAAACUGCAUUGCAAAAUCGACAAAAUGGCGGGAACGAUUGUUACUGUUAGCACCGCUGGCUGCGACAGAGGUAAGGCACCUGACGCCACCUGCGAUCGUGGACUAAGUUACCAGAACACGAUCAAAAAGGGAGACGGUCUGCUUAACCGAUUGAAGAAACUUGGACAAGUUAUCGACUUUUGAAGUUAUCAAUUUUUGUGUAUAUUUCUGGAAAUUUCCUUCGUAAAAAAUUGUUGAGAUAAUAGAGUAACUAUUUAACAUCACGGAUUCAAAUCUGAGUUCAAAGUACAUUAUGCUCGAACCCGGGAGGGGAGAUUUGGUACUAAUUGUGUAAUAGCUUGAACAUUUUGCCGUAGGUGGCGAUGCGAGGUAUUUUUACAUAAAAUUAUAAUUGAAAAUGUGGAUAAUAAUUACUUGUUAAUAAUGUGAAAUAUUGCGUUAAGAGACUAUUAAAACUAGGAGUACUCUGUAUCGCAAAAAUUCUGGUCAGUUUCUUAGCUAUAAUUUACAAUCAAUAAUACAAAAUAACUUAUUUAAUUUUAA